Messenger RNA from Leptosia nina, 492 nucleotides. The record is from the annotation of a GenBank genome assembly. Lineage: Eukaryota; Metazoa; Arthropoda; Insecta; Lepidoptera; Pieridae.
AUGUACGUGGUCGCCGCCAUGGCGCCGUACCUCAGAUCCACGGUGGACGGCGUCUUGCCGGUUCGAAGGCUCGCGAGCCUUCACCUGGCGCACACGAUCGCGAAACAAGCGCGGAAUUCGCGCGGAGCGGCAGCGAGGGCCACCUCACAUCACCGUGCACGUCAACGAGCGACAUGCGCGUGCGUGCUCGAUGGCAGCACGGAGCGGACUGGCGCGAGGCGGUCGCGGCGGGCGCGCGCCGGCGCCGAGAGGGGCGGCCCCGCCCAUCGCCCGCCCGCCCCGCGCCACCCGCUCUCCCCGCCGCCCGCUAAUGACGCCGUAAUUGCGCCCCGCCCGGGCCCCGCGCCCCGCUACGCGCUCGCCCCUCGAACGCAUCGACACCUGAUUAUUUACAAACAUUAUCAUUACUUGUGCGCGAAUUGCGACGCGAUUUCGGCCGCUCCUGCUGCCUUGCUGUCUUGCUGCCUUGCUGCUGCGUCUGUUGAAUCGUAA